This is a messenger RNA of Medicago truncatula (barrel medic), 1811 nucleotides long. Its product is annotated as transcription factor SPATULA. Gene Ontology annotation, cellular component: nucleus. The transcript is spliced from 7 exons. Lineage: Eukaryota; Viridiplantae; Streptophyta; Magnoliopsida; Fabales; Fabaceae. Gene Ontology annotation, molecular function: protein dimerization activity. The coding region runs from base 307 to 1341 and encodes 344 amino acids. The record is from RefSeq and is a predicted model, not a curated record.
UGAAAUGAUAUGAUACAAAACCCGCACACAAAUCUUUCCUCCAUACCAUGUCCAUGUCCAUGUCCUUCUCUUCCCAUUCCAUGCCAUGGAUUUGUGAAAGUAUCAUCAACUAGUUAUAGUUGUUGCAUAAUGCAUUAGUAACUGUGUAACAUUACUUAUCUUCAAUGUUCAUUCAUGCUGUUCACACCAACAACACAACACCGCACCGCACGUUAACUAACCCAACCAAACCAACUUUCUCGUAACUCUCAAAACUCCUCAAACCAUAUUCAAUAUUUUCACACCAAGACCAAGAGAGAGAAAAAAAUGGAACAUAACAACAACAACAACAACAUGUCUUCUUCACAAGACGAAAUCUCUCUUUUUCUUCAUCAAAUUCUUCUCCGUUCAUCUUCAUCUUCUUCCAUGCCAGGAUCCAUUAACCAGCUUCAAGAUGGAAAGAUCUCAGCCCUUGAUUCAACUUCUAGAUCAAACCAUGCUAUAAAUGUCACUUCCUCUUCUGUUGGAGCAGGAGGAGGACUCAGUGGUAAUGACACUGAUGAAUAUGACUGUGAAAGUGAGGAGGGUGUUGAAGCAUUGAUUGAAGAAGUUCCAACAAAGUCAGUUGGUGCUUCUAGGAGUUCUUCAAAAAGAAGUAGAGCAGCUGAAGUUCAUAAUUUGUCAGAAAAGAGAAGAAGGAGUAGGAUCAAUGAGAAAAUGAAAGCUUUACAAAAUCUAAUUCCAAAUUCUAACAAGACUGAUAAAGCUUCAAUGCUAGAUGAAGCUAUUGAAUACCUUAAACAGCUUCAGCUCCAAGUACAGAUGCUGUCAUUGAGAAAUGGAUUGAGUUUGCAUCCUAUGUACUUUCAUGAAGGCUUGCAUUCUCUGCCUUUGUCUCGGAUGAGUACGGAGUUGAGUGAAGGAAACGGUUCUAAUCCUUUAAAUAUGACAUCUACUCUGCCUCAUCCCCAAGACAACCCCUUGCUCUAUCCAUCAAAUCUACCAAACAAAAACACAUUGCCGAGUCAGCCAUCAAUGUCUUCCUAUCCUUCAUAUAUUAACGACACGGAAACUUCUUUCGGGGUGGAAUCUGGAAUCCCAGCACAGAAAGAACGUCUUCAACGAUCUUCAGAGCCAAUGCACGGCGAAGACUUGUUGCAGCACCAGCAAUUGAAUGCAAUAAAUUCUUUUACCAAUCUAUUAGGUGGUUCUCAAGUUGUCAAAGAAUUUCAGUCGGGCGCAAUGGCUACAUCUACUACUAACAAUACUUUGCAAACUUGUGUCGCUGGAAGAGAUCAGUCAGGAGUGGUCAUGAGAAAUAGCGAGCCCAACAUUAUAUUUACAUCGCAGUUAAGUAGGUAAAUGGUAUAUGAUGCACGCCAAGAUUAGAUGACAAAAAAAAAAAAAAUCAGAUUUUGAAGUUUGUCGCGCUUCAAAAUACGUAUUUUUAAUUUUACUUGCCUCAUACACAUAGGAAUCCCUUAAGCAUUUUGUGGUGUUGGUAAGUGGUAACAAGCCUCUGGCCUAUUUGACUUGGAGGAUGAGUUUACAUACCCAAUUUCUAAAGUUAGUAAAUUAUCUAUAAUGUAUGCAGACAAUAUAACUACUAAUUGUUGUGCUGGGUAUAUAAGCACCCUUCUGCGAUGAUUUCAGCUUAAGAUAAUGUUUAUUGAUGUGUGGACAACAAAAAUGAUGUCAAAAUAACAUUUGUCGAAGUACUUGGGAAGAAGACUUUAUGGGAUACUAUUGUAUUGUUAGAUGCAGACAAAAAAUUGGAACUUGUAAAAGAAUUAAUGUUGAAAAUCUUGACCAAGAUUAUUGUUUUUAUUUUA